AUGGACAAGAUUGCCAAAUUGACUCUGCUCAACAAAGUCGGAAAGAUUUGCAUGUUCCAAGCCAACAUCUGCAAGCUUAUGGCCAACAUCAACAAACACUGGGCCAAAGCCAAAUCCAUGGGAAUGGCAUCAAACUACAAAGUGCUCUGUACCACACUGUCUAAACACCAGGACAGCAUGACCACUCAAAUGGACCACAAGGCCAGCAACCUCAAAUCCACUCUGGCAAAUCUAACCAACAGACAGGUCAUAAAUGAGGAGGCUUACCAUCAAGAGAACCAUAUAUCCAGCUACUGUCCAAAGAAAACUCACAAGGAUGCACCUGCAAAGGCCCAUGUCUCCAACCAGACACCCACCUAG
Messenger RNA from Ustilago hordei, 360 nucleotides. RefSeq lists its product as uncharacterized. Bases 1 to 360 code for a protein of 119 amino acids. The record is from RefSeq and is a predicted model, not a curated record. Lineage: Eukaryota; Fungi; Basidiomycota; Ustilaginomycetes; Ustilaginales; Ustilaginaceae. The transcript has 2 exons.